Messenger RNA from Drosophila ananassae, 224 nucleotides. RefSeq names its product protein BRAWNIN (gene sloth2). Lineage: Eukaryota; Metazoa; Arthropoda; Insecta; Diptera; Drosophilidae. Gene Ontology annotation, biological process: mitochondrial respiratory chain complex III assembly. The record is from RefSeq and is a predicted model, not a curated record. The transcript has a single exon. The coding region runs from base 1 to 186 and encodes 61 amino acids.
AUGCCCGCCGGAGUCUCGUGGGGUCAGUACAUGAAGUUUCUCGGCAGCGCCAUGCUGGCCAUGAUGGCCGGCUCCCAGGCAGUGCAUCUAUACUACCGACCGCUUGAGGAUCUGCCCGUCUAUAUAGAGCGGGAGCGGCAGAGCCACGACCCUCAUCCAGAUCCCAAGCCACCAGAAUCAACAUAAAACUUUGUAAUUCUUUUAACUAAAGUUAGUUAAGUUAA